AUGAAUGUUUUAAGAGUGUGUUCACCUGAGUUAGAAUUUAUAUAUGUACUACCUGGUUGGGAGGGUUCAGCGCUUGAUGGUCGAGUACUUCGAGAUGCUAUUUCUAGGCCUAAUGGGUUAAAAGUGCCAAGAGGUUGUUAUUAUUUAUGUGAUGGUGGAUAUACUAAUGGAGAAGGAUUUCUUACACCACAUAGAGGACAACUUUAUCACCUUAGAGAAUGGAGGAACGGCAACCGACAACCACGAAGUGCAGAAGAGUACUUCAACUUAAGACACGCAAGUGCUAGAAAUGUGAUUGAAAGGUGCUUUGAAUUAUUGAAAGGGAGAUGGGGUAUUCUUAGGAGUCCAUCAUGGUUUAGUUUGCAAACUCAAGGCCGAAUUGUCCUAGCUUGCUGUUUACUUCAUAAUUUAAUUAAAAAAUAUAUGCCACCAGGAUCGAUUUAUGAGGAUAUUUCGGAUGAUGAUGAAGAGCUUGAUGUUAGUGAAGAUGAUGAUGACUUAGGAGUUGAGUAUAUAACUUCUAUUAAUGUUUCUGAUCCAUGGACAAAUUUCAGAAAUGGAAUGGUUCAAACUAUGUUCAAAAAUUGGCGAGCUCGACGACAACGGGAUGAUCAAUGA
Molecule: messenger RNA, 618 nt
Organism: Amaranthus tricolor (Joseph's coat)
Lineage: Eukaryota; Viridiplantae; Streptophyta; Magnoliopsida; Caryophyllales; Amaranthaceae
Product: protein ALP1-like
Exons: 2
Coding region: 1-618 (205 amino acids)
Source: RefSeq, a predicted model, not a curated record